Penicillium brevicompactum is the source of this 834-nucleotide messenger RNA. RefSeq lists its product as uncharacterized. The transcript has a single exon. Lineage: Eukaryota; Fungi; Ascomycota; Eurotiomycetes; Eurotiales; Aspergillaceae. Bases 1 to 834 code for a protein of 277 amino acids. The record is from RefSeq and is a predicted model, not a curated record.
AUGCGCUUCAACGUCAUCGGCCUCUCGGCCCUUCUGGCAGCUACUGCCACUGCUCUCCCCGUCGCCAUUCCCGACGUCCAAACCGUCCAGGAUAUUGUCUGGGAGACCGUCUAUGAGACCGUCUGGCAAACCGCCACCCCGACCAGCGAGGCCAUCUCCGCGCCCACCGCUCCCCUCGCUGUCGAGAACUUCGCCGUUCCUUCUAGCACCGAGACUUCCUCGAGUGUUCCCACUGUCGCCCCGACUUCCACCGCCGUCCCUACCACUAGCGUGCCCACCCUGAGCAUUCCCAGCACAACCAGCGCUCCCACCGUUGUGCCCACCCCCACCAAUGCCCCCGUCUCCAGCGCUCCCGCCAGCACCAGCACUCUGAGCCCCAGCACCGUCUCCUCCGCCCCCAGCGCCACCGGCUCUGGCCUCAACAUCCGCAACAACAUGGACGAGACCGUUUACCUGUGGGUUGUCACCGAGACCCAGGGUGAGAUGCAGACCCUCGCUUCCGGUGAGAGCUUCGACGGCCACACCUGGUUGACCAACUCCAACGGCGGUGGUAUCUCCAUCAAGAUUUCCACCAGUGAGCUGUGUGACAGCGUCCUCCAGUUCGAGUACACCCAGUCCGGUGAUGUCCUGUACUGGGAUCUGUCUUCCAUCAACCUCCUCAAGACCUCCUCUUUCAUCACCGCCGGAUUCGGUGUCACCAUUAGCGACAGCUCUUGCACUGAUGCCACCUGUGCUGCUGGCGAUGCCAACUGCAUCGAGUCUUACCAGCACCCCGAUGAUGUCAACACCCUGGCUUGUGGUAUCAACAACGCCUACACACUCACUCUCGGUUAA